Sitodiplosis mosellana (orange wheat blossom midge) is the source of this 756-nucleotide messenger RNA. RefSeq names its product succinate dehydrogenase [ubiquinone] cytochrome b small subunit, mitochondrial (gene SdhD). The record is from RefSeq and is a predicted model, not a curated record. The coding region runs from base 118 to 663 and encodes 181 amino acids. Gene Ontology annotation, biological process: tricarboxylic acid cycle; mitochondrial electron transport, succinate to ubiquinone. Gene Ontology annotation, molecular function: ubiquinone binding; heme binding. The transcript is spliced from 3 exons. Gene Ontology annotation, cellular component: mitochondrial envelope; membrane. NCBI's taxonomy places the organism in Eukaryota, Metazoa, Arthropoda, Insecta, Diptera, Cecidomyiidae.
UUCACGCCGAUAUUGAAUCCGUAUGAUUUGACAUUUCGCUGGUAGAAAGAUAAAGGUGCACCAAAAAAAGUCUAUUUUGUUUUUGAUUCGGAUAUUUCGAGAAACGCAAUUUCAAAAAUGGCAAUGUCGGUGUUGUUACGUUCGCAAAAUAAAUUCAAAGCUGCAGCCACCUUGUCGAAUGUUUUGCGAUUCAGCACCACCAGCAAAACAUCAUUCAAACUGUUGGAACACAAGAAUGUUGCACAAUUCGUGUUUCCUAAAUUGAACAUCGCACCAGCUGUGAAAACCGCUGGCAUUCGUCAAAUUUCAUUGACAGCAGCACGUCAAUCAGCCGCUGGUAGUAAUCAUGCCGGACUAUGGACAGCUGAACGAGCAUUGAGUUUAGCCUUAUUGGGUCUAUUGCCAGCUGCUUUAGCAUUCCCAUCAAAAACCUUAGACACAUUGCUUGCCGUAUCGGUGGUGAUGCACGCUCACUGGGGCAUUGAGGCUUGUGUCAUCGAUUACGUGCGUCCAGUUCUAUUCGGUUCAUUUAUUCCAAAAAUCGCACCAUUUUUGGUUGUUGCCUAUUCGGCAAUCCUUCUCGGCGGUCUAUUGUACUUCAUCCACACUGACAUCGGUAUCGCACAAACUGUUCGAAAGUUCUGGGCCAUCAAAGGUCAAUAAAUUACAAUAACAAUAUUUGUAUCCUAUUUUAUGUGCGAAGAUGAUUUAAAUUUGAAUUAAAGAAAAAACGAACCAUUUAUAAAUUAUUCAAAA